AUGAAGGAGGAGAAUCGUCGCCACUACGACGCCUGGACGAUGGUUACAUCACAACGCCCCAACAUGCAUUCCGAAGCAGCCCAUAAUCACCACUUGACCAGGCAAAAGUGGGCAUCAACACAGUACCAGGAUCAUGGCAGACCGAUCAAUCCAAUCUUCCAAAACAACAACAGACCCAGCAUGGCCUCCGUAUCGACAGUAAACCAGCCACUCCUGCAACAAUCUACGAUAUCUUCUCCCACAUAUGCCACGAUUCCAAAAGUAGUCGACUCACAUCGCCCGUUCAGUGAAAAGUACGGCCGCUGCCUCGAGAUCCUCCACUAUGGAAACAGUAGCACCGUUCGUUUGCAUCAAAUCAAAUUGUCGACCUAUGGAAAGAAAUCCAGGCAGUUGUUCGCUGUCAAGGUCUACCGCUUUCACAACAACAUUGUGCCCGAGCCCAACAGUCAAACACGCGAGUCCUGCUGCCCAGCUUCUGUCAUUGCGGAUCUACAUCCACGCCACCCCAACAUUCUUGCGAUCACGGAAAUCCUGCACAACGAGCGCGGGGAACUAUGUCUGGUAAUGCCCUUUUGCGCCGGGGGCGAUUUGUAUGAACUUCUCUCCCGCUCUGGUCCCCUCGCAACGAGCGAAGCAGAUUGCAUCAUCGCGCAGAUCCUCGGCGCGGUGUCUUUCCUACACGAGAACGGGACCGCACAUCGCGAUCUCCGUCUAGAGACGGUGCUUCUGACACAACAAGGAUCUAUCAAAAUGGCCGGCUUUGGUGACGAACACGUUCAACGACUAUGGAAACAGUGUGCCAUCGCCCCAGCCGAUCAUGAACAGCCCCACGAUGGGAGCCUAGAUGAUCCUGGAAGGCCUCAGCGAGCACGAUCAUGGUCAUUCUCGCUUCCCUGGAUGGUUUCCCCCUUCAACCAGAUCAGCAGCACCAAGGGGGCAAAUGGUGGAGACGCGGUCACCUCUACAGCCUCAUCUUCGGGAGUCAGCUCCCCUUAUAUCGCUCCGGAGGGGUAUUCAUCCUCGUCACGGCGGCCCUCCUAUCGAGAAAGUAUCGAGUGUGAAGAAGACGAGGAAGAUGGAGAAGGCUACCGCGAUCCUCGACCCGCUGAUGUGUGGGCCACGGCUGUCAUCUAUAUGGCCUUGAUCACGGGCCGUUUGCUCUGGCGGAGCGCACGACCCCACCGCGAAGAUGCAAAAUACCUGGAAUAUCUCCAUUGUCGACGAGAGGAGGACGGCUACCCGCCGAUUGAGGCACUUGGAAAGGUAAGCUUAAAGACGAUUAUUUGUCCUGUCCGUUGCGAGGCCUCUCACGAGAUUCACUCGGGGACAACUUAA
Messenger RNA from Penicillium diatomitis, 1335 nucleotides. RefSeq lists its product as uncharacterized. The transcript has a single exon. Bases 1 to 1335 code for a protein of 444 amino acids. Lineage: Eukaryota; Fungi; Ascomycota; Eurotiomycetes; Eurotiales; Aspergillaceae. The record is from RefSeq and is a predicted model, not a curated record. Gene Ontology annotation, molecular function: ATP binding; protein serine/threonine kinase activity. Gene Ontology annotation, biological process: intracellular monoatomic cation homeostasis; protein phosphorylation; intracellular signal transduction.